Molecule: messenger RNA, 2063 nt
Organism: Alosa sapidissima (American shad)
Lineage: Eukaryota; Metazoa; Chordata; Actinopteri; Clupeiformes; Clupeidae
Gene: ergic1
Product: endoplasmic reticulum-golgi intermediate compartment 1
Exons: 10
Coding region: 130-1002 (290 amino acids)
Biological process (GO): retrograde vesicle-mediated transport, Golgi to endoplasmic reticulum; endoplasmic reticulum to Golgi vesicle-mediated transport
Cellular component (GO): Golgi membrane; COPII-coated ER to Golgi transport vesicle; endoplasmic reticulum membrane
Source: RefSeq, a predicted model, not a curated record
UAAGCCUACGUCAUCCCCGGUACUCUCCCAGCCGGCAGGAUUGAAGCAAGAGUUUGGAAUUGCACCACACUCCACCCGUUAAACAGUAUAAUAUCUGAAUACUUUGUUUCACAAAGUACUAACGCCGCCAUGACUUUCGAUGUGAGAAGGUUUGAUAUCUACAGGAAGGUGCCUAAAGACCUGACCCAGCCUACCUACACUGGAGCCUUCAUCUCAAUAUGCUGCUGUGUCUUCAUGCUCUUCCUCUUCCUCUCGGAGCUGACUGGAUUCAUAGCCACAGAAAUAGUAAAUGAAUUGUAUGUGGAUGACCCCGAUAAAGACAGUGGGGGGAAGAUUGAUGUGAGUGUAAACAUCAGUUUGCCAAACUUGCACUGUGAUUUGGUGGGACUGGACAUCCAGGACGAAAUGGGCCGCCAUGAGGUAGGCCACAUCGAGAACUCCAUGAAGGUGCCCCUCAACAACGGCUACGGCUGCCGCUUCGAAGGAGAGUUCAGCAUCAACAAGGUACCUGGAAACUUCCACAUCUCCACACACAGUGCAACGGCCCAGCCCCAAAACCCUGACAUGACCCAUAUCAUUCACAAACUGGCCUUUGGCGAAAAGCUGCAGGUACAAAAUGUCCAAGGGGCCUUCAACGCAUUAGGGGGGGCAAACCGCCUAGAAUCGAACGCCCUCGCCUCCCAUGAUUACAUUCUGAAGAUUGUCCCAACGGUGUAUGAGGACUUGUCGGGGAGGCAGCGCUUCUCCUAUCAGUACACAGUAGCCAACAAGGAAUAUGUAGCCUACAGCCACACAGGAAGGAUCAUCCCGGCUAUCUGGUUUCGCUAUGACCUCAGCCCCAUCACCGUUAAGUACACCGAACGGAGGCAGCCCUUUUACCGGUUCAUCACCACAAUUUGUGCCAUCAUCGGUGGGACGUUCACCGUGGCGGGCAUCAUCGACUCGUGUAUAUUCACCGCCUCCGAGGCAUGGAAGAAGAUCCAGCUGGGCAAACUGUCAUGAGUUCCUGCGCUGAUCUGCUCAACCUAUUUAUACAAUUCAGACUCAUUCCUAACCGGUCUCCCUACUCCUGCUGAUGUCAUCCUCAGUACAAAGAGUCAUUAUUGCCAGCAGUCAUCUGCCCCCCCCCCCCCCCCCCCCACCACAACCUAAAUCCUGUGUGCUCAUAAGGACUGUGGACUGAUAAAUUACUCCCUUUCCAACCCCUCCAAAUCCCCCCUCCCAAUUUACGUUCAUUUUCGAAUAUGAAAAUCAGCAUUGUCUAUGUAUAGGAUUUUCUUGAGUUUCAAGAAGGAUAUUUUUCAGAUGUAAUUGACUUUUACUCAAUGUUUAUGGUGCUCUGUGUCUCGAGUUGCCUGGCAUGUUGUGGAUCAGUGUGAGACUACCUGUAUUAAACCAUGGCCAUGGGGCCAGUCCUCUGUAGUUGCAUAGCCCCCUUUAUGGUCUUGUCAUGGAGGUCAUGUAUUUGUAUGUCAAAAGAAUACUGUUGUCAUACUUGGGGAAUCCUGCUUCCGUUAAAUAUUCCCAUAGUAUGAACACUGAGUGGCCAUACUCAGUUCACCUAAUUUCGUAUUUAUAUUGUAGACUGUUGGAGAAGGUUGUUAAAGGGAUUUUGAAUCAUUGGUCUAUCAUUCCAGUUUGGGAAGACGAUAGUGAGGUACUUGCACCUUUUAUUUGUUGGAUCGGUUACAAAUUCAUUGUUGUGACCUUCACUCACAGAAUCAGACUAAUCUUUUUUUUUUUUAAAUCAAUGAUCCAACAGGUAAUGUUUUAUUAGUGCCUUCAAGGUCAUACUUUCAAAUGAAGAUCAUUGUUACGUAUUGAAUACGUGCGUAAUUUCUGGAAGGUCAGAGGUUUGGACCCCAAACUUGAUUGCAAAAACAGGAAGUUAGUUGUUACUCUAGCAGUAUGAUGAAAUAGAUAGAUUCUUGGUUCCCAAUGCAUUCUGGGCUUGGAAUUGCCCACCACUGCAGACCUUUUAGUUUGUUAUCUCAAUGUUUAAGUGUUACUUCAGAAAAAUUUCUUUUGACUUGAGAAAAAUAAAACUAAAAUGACAAAAAAAA